This is a messenger RNA of Raphanus sativus (radish), 2617 nucleotides long. RefSeq names its product calmodulin-binding protein 60 B. Bases 273 to 2231 code for a protein of 652 amino acids. Gene Ontology annotation, biological process: regulation of salicylic acid biosynthetic process. The transcript has 9 exons. Lineage: Eukaryota; Viridiplantae; Streptophyta; Magnoliopsida; Brassicales; Brassicaceae. Gene Ontology annotation, cellular component: nucleus. Gene Ontology annotation, molecular function: calmodulin binding; sequence-specific DNA binding; DNA-binding transcription factor activity. The record is from RefSeq and is a predicted model, not a curated record.
AGACAGAUUAACCCCAAAAAGAAUCCCAAAAAAAAAAAAAAAUCCCAAAUCAUCCUCAUCGAUCGAGAGAGAGAGAGAGAGAGAGAGAGAGAGAAGACCAAAACGAGAGGAGACUUAAAACACUUUCCGUCGUUCACUACUUAAGUCGUCGUCGUCGUCGUCCCAAUUCGACGCCGGCGAUUAUAAAAUCGGAGAGAUACUCUCUCGGUCAACAGAUCUAGGAAGGAAGUUAGGGUUUUUGAUUUGGAGAAAUGAUGCAAAAGUAGAAUAGAAUGGAGAGAGGGAAUAACAACAACAAGAUGAAUAAUAAUAAUAAUAGAGGGGCGAAGAGGAGUUUGGAAGGUAAUGGUGAUGAUGGUGGUGAUCAGCCUGAACGAAAACGUCCUGCUCUUGCUAGUGUGAUUGUUGAGGCUCUGAAAGUAGACAGUCUACAGAAGCUUUGCUCCUCUUUGGAACCUAUUCUCCGCCGAGUUGUCAGCGAGGAAGUGGAACGUGCUUUGGCGAAACUAGGACCUGCUAGGCUUACUGGAAGUUCUGGGUCUGGGUCUUCUCCAAAGCGAAUUGAAGGUCCAGAUGGCCGGAACUUACGGCUGCAGUUCAGGUCUAGGUUAUCUCUCCCCUUAUUCACUGGAGGGAGAGUAGAAGGAGAGCAGGGUGCUGCUAUCCAUGUCGUCUUGAUUGAUGCCAACACUGGGCGUGCUGUCGUAUAUGGUCCAGAGGCUUCUGCCAAGCUUGAGAUUGUUGUCCUUGAGGGUGAUUUCAACAAUGAAGAUGAUGAAGGCUGGACACAGGAGGAAUUUGAAAGCCAUGUUGUGAAAGAGCGUCAAGGGAAGAGACCGUUACUGACUGGAGAGUUGUAUGUUACUCUCAAGGAAGGGGUUGGAACUUUGGGCGAGCUGGUUUUCACUGAUAACUCGAGUUGGAUUCGGAGUAGGAAGUUCAGGCUUGGUUUAAGGGUUGCUUCUGGGUGUUGUGAUGGUAUGCGCAUACGUGAGGCGAAGACAGAAGCUUUCAUUGUUAAAGAUCACAGGGGCGAAUUGUACAAGAAGCACUAUCCACCUGCUCUUAAUGAUGACGUGUGGAGAUUGGAGAAGAUUGGUAAGGAUGGAGCAUUCCAUAAGAAGCUAUACGCUGCAGGAAUAGUCACUGUAGAAGACUUUCUGAGAACAAUGGUCAGAGAUUCUGCAAGAUUACGUACUAUUCUUGGAAGUGGAAUGUCAAACAAAAUGUGGGAGGCACUAGUUGAGCACGCUAAGACGUGUGUCCUGAGCGGUAAGCUUUAUAUCUACUAUCCCGAGGAUUCAAGGAAUGUCGGCGUUGUGUUCAAUAAUAUCUAUGAGCUAAGUGGUCUCAUUUCCGGCGACCAAUAUUACUCUGCUGACUCACUUACUGAAAGCCAAAAGGUAUAUGUUGAUGGGCUGGUGAAGAAAGCAUAUGAAAACUGGAACUUAGUGAUAGAGUAUGAUGGAAAAUCUCUCAUAGACAUGAAGCAGCCUCAGAGAUUGGGUAUUACUCAAAAUGAAGAGGCAAAUUACUCAACUGCUGCCAUUAACCAUCCAAUGCAUAUGGCAUCAGUGCCGGCUAAUCAACCUCCAGUGCUUUCUGAUUUUUCUGUUGGAGGGUAUGAUCAAACUAUGGCGACAAGGUAUCCUCCGCAUCCCCAGCUCGUAGUCUCCAACCCGAGAGCACAGUUUGAGGUUGCUUCCGGUGCAACAACUCAGGAUCAGCUCAUGGGAAAUCUACAUCAGGGUCAAAGCUCCAUGAACAAUCAAAACAUGAACGGUAUGCUUGCUCUCGGUCCUCCACAGGCAUCCACGAGCGGAUACCAAAACCUCAACUCUUCUCAAGUUCACCAGGCGAAUCUCAAUCCUUUCGAAGACUGGUCAAACCACCGCGAGAGAGGAGCAGAAGAUUUCUUCUCAGAGGAAGAGAUCCGUAUGAGAAGCCAUGAAAUGCUCGAGAACGAGGACAUGCAACAGUUCCUCCGCCUAUUCAGCAUGGGAGGAGGAGGUAAUGGCUCUGCUUCACAUUUGCCUGAAGAUGGAUAUACUUUCCCGUCGUUUCUGCACACGCCUAUGCAAGGUUAUGACGAAGACCGUGGUCGAUCAGGCAGAGCUGUUGUUGGGUGGCUUAAGAUAAAGGCGGCAAUGAGAUGGGGUUUCUUCAUCAGGAGGAAAGCUGCUGAGAGGCGAGCACAGAUUGUAGAGCUGGAUGAUGAUGACGAAGAAUAGUCUGGUCUUUAUUCAUCAUGAUUGUACCCCAUAUACCCUCAUGAUGAUGGUAACAACACUAAUGACUCAAAACAGGUGUUUACCAAAUGGAAACUGAAUCUUGAGGGCAACGAGGCAGCAGCAGCAGCGCGAAUGGAGGUGAAGUGGCCCUGGUAUUGUAUAAAAAGGAGUGUACAGAUAGAUUCAGUGGAUGUGUUGUGUUUAUGAAGCAGGAGACUUCUAAUAUGUUUGGUUGACUCAUUUAGACAUUAGCAUUCUUAAGAACUGAUUUUGCAGUCUUAACAAGUAGAAUGAAUGUCUUGUGACUUUGUCUUUUUUUUCUUCUUCUAUUUGAUUUUCCAGUAGGCUUGUGUUCCACGAACCAUUAGUGCCAUGUUUCUAUGAUU